This is a messenger RNA of Plasmodium reichenowi, 4092 nucleotides long. RefSeq names its product RAP protein, putative. Lineage: Eukaryota; Apicomplexa; Aconoidasida; Haemosporida; Plasmodiidae. Gene Ontology annotation, molecular function: RNA binding. The transcript has 2 exons. Bases 1 to 4092 code for a protein of 1363 amino acids. The record is from RefSeq and is a predicted model, not a curated record. Gene Ontology annotation, biological process: mitochondrial RNA processing; regulation of mitochondrial mRNA stability. Gene Ontology annotation, cellular component: ribonucleoprotein granule; mitochondrial matrix.
AUGAAAAAAUUUAUAAAAUUAAAAAGGGUCCAUAUUAAUUUAAUAAUAAUACUUAUAAUAUAUAUUGCAUGGAUAAAGAUAUAUAAUGUAAGAAAAGUGCAAUGUAUAAAUUCGACAAACCAUAAUAAUAAUAUAAAAUUUCAAAGUCGAAAAGAUAAUAGGCUAUUUUUUUUAAUCAAUAAGAAAAAUAUAUUGAAAGGGAUUAACAAUAUUUCCUAUAAAAUAAAAGAUAGGAAUAAACAUUUUUACAAAAAUGGUAAGGAUAAUAUUUUAAUGAACUCCUUUGAUGUGCCUUAUAAGGCAAAAGAAAGAAACAGUAGUCACCAUAGUAUAUCUAAGAAGUUAUCAAAAUUUUUUAACGCUUUAAAUUUUUAUAAAAAGGGAAGUGAACAUGAAAAUAGUAUUAUAAAAUAUGAAAGGUUGAGUGUUCUAAAAUGUGGUUACAAUAAAUAUGGGGGAAACCUACUUAUAAAAGAUUUAGAUGGCAACAAUGAUUUAAAUAGUCAAAGAGAAGAUUAUAUAUGUGUAACAAGCGGUGAUCAUAUAAUCAAUGGUGACAAUAUAUAUGAAAAUUAUGAUGAUUCUAAUAAUAAUAAUAAUAAUAAUAAUAAUAAUAAUGAUGAUGAUGAUGAUGGUGAUACGAAUUAUAUUAGGAGUGAUGAUGUAAACAAAGAUUACAGUAACUUCCCAAACAAUGAGAAACUUAAUAAAAACGAAAAAAAAAAUAAAAAAAGAUAUUAUAAAUUUAUGUCAUGGAACAAUACAAAAGAAAUUAAAAACUUUGACUUGAAAAAAUAUAAUAUACAUAAUGAAGAUAAGAAUCAAGAAACACCCCAAUAUUUCCAAUCCGCAUUUUAUUCUUCAAUAAAAAAGGUAUCUGAAGAUACGAAUCAUAUAAAUAUUAAAAUAAAUAAAGAAUUAGUUAACGCGCUAUCAGUUGAAGAGAUAUUAGAUGUGUUAGAUAAAUAUUAUAAUUAUUCAAAAUAUAAAAAUAUGAAAAAGAAAAAAAAACAUAUUUUUAAUGAGGUUAAUAUUGUUACAGCAUAUCACAGGAUAGCUAAACAUGUUAGAAAUAAAAGUUUUUAUAAAAAAAAAAAUUUUGAUCAAGGGGAAUAUUCAAUAAAUUCAUGCUUUGAUAACAUAACAUCUAGUUUGUUUGAAAAUUAUUCACAUGUUGAUGAUUCCCCGAGAGUAUUCAAUUUGUGUUCUCAGAAGGUUGAAAUGGAUUUAGGUACGAAGGAAGAAGUAAAUAUGGAUGCUGAUGAUGAUAAGGAGAAAAAUAUUGAAAAUGAUGAUAAGGAGGUAAAUAUUGAAAAUGAUGAUAAGGAGGUAAAUAUUGAAAAUGAUGAUAUGGAGAUAAAUAUUGAAAAUGAUGAUAAGGAGAUAAAUAUUGAAAAUGAUGAUAAGGAGAUAAAUAUUGAAAAUGAUGAUAAGGAGAUAAAUAUCGAAAAUGAUGACAAGAAUAUAAAUAUUGAUCGUGAUGAUAACACAUAUAUUCAUGAUGCUAAUAUCCACUCGGAAAAGACGAGCAAUAAUAAUGAAGAGAAUAAAUAUAAAGAUCUCUUGAGCAGUAGCCACAUUAACCUAUAUGACAAAGUAGAAACAUAUAAAAAUAUAUAUGAACUAUUAAAAGAUAAUUUAUCGAUUAAUAAUAAUAAUAAUAAUAAUAAUAAUGGUGAUAAUGAUAAUAAUUGUGAUGAAGCUGUUAUACCAAAGCAUGUAGCAAAUAUUGCCUGGGCUUCAUCUGUGUUAUCUAAUAAAGAUCCUGAUAUAUGGAAAUAUAUAAAAAAACAGUUUUAUGAACAUAUUAAUAAUUUUAAAGCACAAGAAAUUUCUAUUAUUAUAUGGUCCUUUGGUUCUAUAAAAAAUGAAUUAAUAGAAACAGAAGAAGAAUUUAUUUUAUUAUUUAAUUGUAUUAAAAAAUAUAUAAAUGAAAAUAAAUUUAAAGCUCAAGAAUUUAGUAAUAUUAUAUGGUCAUUAGCUGUAUGUAAUUAUUAUAAUUAUGAUAUGCUAAUUCUUUUAUAUAAUUAUGCCCUUAAAAUUUUUGAAAAGUUAUUAUUAAAAGAUAUAUCUACAAUAUUGUAUAGUUUAUCUCUUUUUUCAUUAGAUUGCAUAAAUAAUAAUAUCCUUGAUGUUAUUAAAAAAAAUCAUUUUCUUAAAUAUAAUAUAAAAGAUGAUUAUUUAACAAUAAAUAAAACAGAAGAAAAGAAUAAUACGAAUAUACUCAAUCUAUCGAAUAUUAAACCUUCUGAUCAAAAUGAUGAUCAUAAUACAAUAAAUAAUACACAAAAGAAAUUUAAUACAAAUGUAAAUAAUAAUAUAAAUCAUAAAAAGUAUGUACCAUAUUUAUUAUUCGAAAAUUUUCUGACAUAUUCAUUAAAUAAAAUUGAUAAUGAAAAAGAUAAAAUGAAUAUGAGAAACUGGUCCAACAUUUUCUGGUCUUGUGCAAAUAUUGGACUAGGCUUAUAUAAGGAUAUGUAUAAAGAUCAUAAGGGCUUGCAAUAUUAUAUUUUAUAUAUGAAUAGAAAGGUUAAUGAUUAUGUAAAUGAAGGGGAUCAUAUAAAUGGUAACGAAGGGGAUCAUACUUGUAAUAAUACCCUUGAAUAUUUAAACACCAAUAAUGAUUAUAAGAGCAAAACGGUGGUCCAAUAUAAUCAUCAUCAAAAUGAUAAUAAUAAAAUAAAUUUAAAAAAAAAUGUUAUCCUAUACCAAAAGGAUAACGAUGGAAUAUAUCACUUAUAUGGAUGUGCAAAUAAUUGUGAUAUAUCAUCAUCUAAUAAUAAUAAUAAUAAUAAUAAUAAUAAUAAUAAUAAUAAUAAUCAUAAUAUAUUUUACCAAGAGGAUAAACAUAUUAAUAUCAACAUAGAUGAUUAUUCUUCUGAUUGGAAACCAUACAUUCGUAUUAUUCAUGGAGAAUAUGUAUUCCCAUUAAAAUACUUUUAUGAUGAAAAAAAAUAUAAAAAUCAAUUUAGUAUACAACUUAAUAAAGUAGGUAUAGAUACUGACUUGGAUAUAUAUAAUGAUAAUAUCAAAAGAAAAAAUAAAUUGAAUAAUAUAAUAGAUGAUACAAUGUAUAAUGAAAAAAAUCACGAUAAUAAUAAUAUAUCAAGUCAAGAUAUGAAUAUAGGAAACUAUAAUAUUAAAAAUAAUUUAAAUAAGAAUCAUAUAAAUAUUAAUGAUAUAAAUAAUAACCAUUUAAAUAUUGAACAUACAAAUUAUUCUCUAUUCCUUAAAGAAAUAAGUGAUAAAAAAAUGAACCUUUAUAAUAAUACAAAUAAUAAUGCAGUUAUAUUAAAAUUAUUACAUAUGUUCGAAUCACAACUAAAAGAUAAAAUUUUAAAAUGGACAAAAUGUGAUACACAAUCUAUUGCUAAUAUUUUAUGGAGCUUAUCAAUAUUAAAUGUAUAUUCAAGAAAUGUUUUUGAAGAUGGUUUAUAUGAAUGUAAUAAAAGAUUUAUUAAAUGUGGGAAAAAAAAAAAUACAACUAAAGUAAAAAAUUUCAUAUCGCAAUUACAUCAAUCACAAUUAUAUCAAGCUGCCUUUUCUUAUUGUCUUUAUUUAUUAAAUAAUCAAAAACAUAUAAAUAAAUUAUUAAAAAAUAAAGAAAAUUAUAAAAGUGAUAUCAUCAUAAAUAAUGACAUCAAAAAAAAAAUACAUGCCAUCUUUGAAAAAUAUUUUAAAGUAUCCAUUAAUAUAUUAAAUAUAUGGAAAAAACAAUUAGCACGAAAUCAAAGGAAAGAACAAAAAACUCAUAUAUCAUCUUCAGUGCAUAAAAAAAUAUCUAAUGACUUAAGGAGAUUGAACAUAUUUCAUUAUAAUGAAUAUUUUAUUUUGGAUUCCAUUCUGGUCGACAUUUUUAUACCUCAUUCGAAGAUUGUCAUAGAAAUCGACGGACCUAAUCACUUCUUUCAGAAAGGUGAAAUGAUUUUUUACAAAUCAAAUACCUUAUUUAAAAAAAGGUUGUUAAGAGCACUAGGUUACACCGUAAUUUCUGUACCAAUUAGCGAUUAUACAUUUAUGUUUAGUGCCUUGGAUACGAUGCAUUUUACGAAAAGACUUUUAGACAAAGCAAAUUAUAGUGCACAAAAAUAG